This is a messenger RNA of Paramecium pentaurelia, 624 nucleotides long. The record is from the annotation of a GenBank genome assembly. Lineage: Eukaryota; Ciliophora; Oligohymenophorea; Peniculida; Parameciidae.
AUGGGUUCAGUCUGCUCUGCAUAAAAGAAUCAAUCAAAAUUAAAUAGAGAAUUAAAAACUAAUAAUUAACCCUAUUUAUAACCUUCAUCCCUUGUAGGUCAAUCAUUACCUUUAGAAAACAAACUAGAAAAUGCUCUUGAUUAAUAUGUCUAGGAUUUAUUAUAGCUAUUUAAAAGGUUCUGUAUGUUUCUUGAUCUUGUUGGUAAUUUAGAUCAACUCCCAUAACAUACUAGAGAAAAAAUUAAUAGUUGCAUCAUUGCUAAACAAAAUAUAUCUAUUAUUAUACAAAAUAAUAUAAAACGAGUUAUGAGAGAAUAAUAAAUAAUAAAAAGAAUAGAUGAAUCAGAUUAUUAUCUUAUAUAUAAUGAUAAUAAAUUUGCAAGUGCUUUCAAUUAAAUGAUGUAAAAGCUAUCUAAUAUCAUAAUAACUGAUCUUAAACCAGAUGAAGAUUUUUAAUCAGCAUUUCCUAUUUUGGCAGUGUCUUUUGAAGAAGAAGCUUUAAAAAUUAUUUCAAUUGUAGAGAAAAUAAAAAACAUUUAAAUUAUUGCAAUGAGAAAGGGAAGUUCUUAACAUUCGCUUUCUAUUAAUUAAUUAUAACAAAAAAGAAAAUCUUCCUAACAAUGA